UGAAAUGAUGACAGAAUAAAAAGCAAUAAUCAUAGUGAGUGAGGUUGCGUUUCUCUCCGUUCUCAGUGAAGUAUUCUCCUUCAAGAAGACAAAGAAUUAGAAGAAAGAAGGGUUUGCAGUGCAAGCAUGGAUGAAGCUGAAUUUCAACGCCUUCUCCAACUCUUCCCCGUUGUUCGUUGUCGCGAUUACUCUGCAGAAGCAGCGUCAUCCAGACAAAUUCCAUCUGGGGUAGCACAGAAUGAGGUAAAACAAUGGCAAGAUGCAUGGGAUGAAAAGGAAAAUAAGGAUUUUGAGAAGCAAGGACUUGAUCAACACGAUUCAUUUUGGAGCAAGCUAAAGACGGAGGCUGCUAGGAAGAUGGAUGCAGAAGAAGCAGAGAGAUUUUGCAAGGCAUUCCGACAAAUCCAUAAGAAACUAGUGAAUGAAGAGUUGAGUUUAGAAGCAGCUCGAAGCUUCUUAAAAUCAUCCUAGAGUUCCAAAGAAUAUGCUUUCAACAUUUUCCUUGUGAUUCAACAAUCGGCCAUUGCAAUUCUUUGUACUGUAUCAAAGUGUUUUAUAAUUUUAUACUUUUGUAAUAUGAAGAACUAAUAUAUCUUCUUCUUUUUUCAUUUCAA
Vigna radiata var. radiata (mung bean) is the source of this 614-nucleotide messenger RNA. RefSeq lists its product as uncharacterized. The coding region runs from base 127 to 471 and encodes 114 amino acids. NCBI's taxonomy places the organism in Eukaryota, Viridiplantae, Streptophyta, Magnoliopsida, Fabales, Fabaceae. The transcript is spliced from 6 exons. The record is from RefSeq and is a predicted model, not a curated record.